AUGGGCUACACCCUGAGGGUGUACUGUAUCCGUGCCCUAGGCCUGAGGGCUAAGGAUAUAACGGGAAAGUCAGACCCCUAUCUUGUACUGACACUGAAUGAUAAAGUUAUCAGUGACAAGGAUCAUUAUGUUCCGAGACAAGUGAAUCCAGUAUUUGGCAGGUGCUUUGAAUUUAUGGCUGCAUUUCCUUUUGACCAUAUCCUGAAAAUUGCGUUGUAUGAUUAUGAUAAGGUCACCAGUGAUGAUUUGGUAGGAGAAACAAAAAUUGAUAUUGAAGGUCGCUACUAUACCAAACAUGGAGCAGCAUGCGGUUUACCCGAAAGAUAUGAGGAGUAA
This is a messenger RNA of Acanthoscelides obtectus, 336 nucleotides long. The record is from the annotation of a GenBank genome assembly. Lineage: Eukaryota; Metazoa; Arthropoda; Insecta; Coleoptera; Chrysomelidae.